This is a messenger RNA of Striga hermonthica, 615 nucleotides long. The record is from the annotation of a GenBank genome assembly. NCBI's taxonomy places the organism in Eukaryota, Viridiplantae, Streptophyta, Magnoliopsida, Lamiales, Orobanchaceae.
AUGUACAAAUCAAGAUUGCUGGAACUCUGCCAGGGAUGGAGGUUGGCGCUUCCAAAAUACGAAACCGUCGGAGAUGGCCCCAGUCACAUGCCUCGCUUCACCGUCGCCGUAACUGUACACGAACAGGAACUCUGCCAGGGAUGGAGGUUGGCGCUUCCAAAAUACGAAACCGUCGGAGAUGGCCCCAGUCACAUGCCUCGCUUCACCGCCGCCGUAACUGUACACGAACUGGUAUUUGAGAUUCCAUUGCCAUCCAAGUCUACUAAAGAGGCACAGGAAACCGCCGCUCAAAUCGCAUUUGAGUACUUCUCCACUCUUCCGUCUCGUCCAACUCCUUCUCAUGGAAAGAAAAUAUACAAAUCAAGAUGGCAGGAACUCUGCCAGGGAUGGAGGUUGGCGCUUCCAAAAUACGAAAUCGUCGGAGAUGGCCCUAUUCACAUGCCUCGCUUUAUCGCUGCCGUAACUGUACACGGACAGGUAUUUGAGACUCCAUUGCCAUCCAAGUCUACUAAAGAGGCACAGGAAACAGCCGCUCAAAUCGCAUUUGAGUACUUCUCCACUCUUCCGUCUCGUCCAACUCCUUCUCAUGGUAAUUUAUAUGUUCUUUCAUUUUAA